This is a messenger RNA of Oncorhynchus kisutch (coho salmon), 2205 nucleotides long. RefSeq lists its product as uncharacterized. The coding region runs from base 276 to 1592 and encodes 438 amino acids. The record is from RefSeq and is a predicted model, not a curated record. The transcript is spliced from 2 exons. NCBI's taxonomy places the organism in Eukaryota, Metazoa, Chordata, Actinopteri, Salmoniformes, Salmonidae.
AAUUGACUUCAAGACAUCUUCGGCAAUGGAGCCUAGUGGCUAGAGCGUUGGGCCAGUAACUGAAAGGUUGCUGGAUCAAAUCCCUGACAAAGUAAAAAUCUGUCAUUUUGCUCCUGAUUAAGGCAGGUGUUCCACUGGCGCCGAAGACGUGGAUAUCGAUUAUGGCAGCCCCCCACACCUCUCUGAUUCAGAGGGAUUGGGUUAAAUGCGGAAGACACAUUUCAUUUGAAUGCAUUCAGUUGUACAACUGACUAGAUAUCUCCCUUUCCCUUUCAAUGGAUUCAGACGAGUCUAGAGCCUCAGCCAGUUCCCAACAGACAGAGAUAGACUGGAGUAGAGAGAGACAGACGUACCAGAGCCUAGACUAUGGUUCAGCACCUCUAACAGGGAACAGCAGUAUCAACCAUAACAUGCCAGAGGUAACCCCUAACCUCCAUGCUAACCUCAUCCAGCCUGGUAGUAUAGUAUUCAGUCUGCUGUCUUCCUCGGAGCCCACUCUACAACAGGUCAGCAGAUUUGAGGCAGCUUUCAGCAUACUGGAGGAGAACAGGGUGGAGGUAGCCUUCAGCAGGCUGGAGGAGAACAGGGUGGAGGUAGCCUUCAGGAGACUGGAGGAGAACAGGGUGGAGGUAGCCUUCAGCAUACCGGAGGAGAACAGGAUGGAGGCAGCCUUCAGCAUACUGGAGGAGAACAGGGUGGAGGUAGCCUUCAGCAUACUGGAGGACAACAGGGUGGAGGCAGCCUUCAGCAUACUGGAGGACAACAGGGUGGAGGCAGCCUUCAGCAGGCUGGAGGAGAACAUGGUGGAGGAGAACAGGGUGGAGGCAGCCUUCAGCAGGCUGGAGGAGAACAUGGUGGAGGAUAACAGGGUGGAGGCAGCCUUCAGCAGGCUGGAGGAGAACAUGGUAGAGGAGAACAGGGUGGAGGCAGCCUUCAGCAGGCUUGAGGAGAACAUGGUGGAGGAGAACAGGGUGGAGGCAGCCUUCAGCAGGCUGGAGGAGAACAGGGUGGAGGCAGCCUUCAGCAGGCUGGAGGAGAACAGGGUGGAGGAGAACAGGGUAGAGGCAGCCUUCAGCUGGCUGGAGGAGAACAUGGUGGAGGUAUCCUUCAGGAGACUGGAGGAGAACAGGGUGGAGGUAGCCUUCAGCAUACUGGAGGAGAACAGGAUGGAGGCAGCCUUCAGCAUACUGGAGGAGAACAGGGUGGAGGUAGCCUUCAGCAUACUGGAGGACAACAGGGUGGAGGCAGCCUUCAGCAGGCUGGAGGAGAACAGGGUGGAGGUAGCCUUCAGCAGGCUGGAGGAGAACAGGGUGGAGGCAGCCUUCAGCAGGCUGGAGGAGAACAUGGUGGAGGAGAACAGGGUGGAGGCAGCCUUCAGCAGGCUGGAGGAGAACAGGGUGGAAGCAGCCUUCAGCUGGCUGGAGGAGAACAGGGUGGAGUCAGCCUUCAGCAGGCUGGAGGAGAACAUGGUGGAGGCAGCCUUCAGCAGGCUGGAGGAGAACAGUAAAGAGAGCUCUGUCUCUGUCAAGAGUCCAGCAAUAACCAAUACAGGACUGGUUCAGGUGAAAAUAUGCAGUGAAGGAGAGCAGUAGAAUGGGCCAGGUGCCAGGUAGUGUAUCUAAAGACAGGUCAGGUGUGGCCUCUAGCAGCAGAUCAGAUAACAACAGGUCAGGUGUGGCCUCUAGCAGCAGAUCAGAUAACAACAGGUCAGGUGUGGCCUCUAGCUGCACAUCAGAUAACAACAGGUCAGGUGUGGCCUCUAGCUGCACAUCAGAUAACAACAGGUCAGGUGUGGCCUCUAGCAGCAGUUCAAUAGCAGGACAGAACACAACAUGCUUCAGUGGGAAAACUACAUCUGUAAGUAGCUAGACAGUAGAUAGUUUAGACCAUGUUGCCAAUGAAGAGCAAAAUUAACUGAUAAUGAAGAUAUCACAUCAAUAUCAGAAGCCUCUCAGCGCUCCUCCUUCAAUAUAUUUAAGCCCAAUACUACAUCCAGAUUUACAACUACAUCCAGAUUUACUACUACAUCCAGAUUUACUACUACAUCCAGAUUUACUACUACAUCCAGAUUUACUACUACAUCCAGAUUUACUACUACAUCCAGGACCACUACUACAUCCAGAUUUACAACUACAUCCAGAUUUACUACUACAUCCAGAUUUACUACUACAUCCAGAUUUACUACUACAUCCAGAUUUACUACUA